AUGAGUUGUUUUCUUCAAUUGCUGCUGAUUUGUGGUGCAGCUGUGGUGCUGCAGGCUUACGGCUUGGGUGGCAUCAGUGCGGUGCCGGUGGUGCAACAAGUACCGGUGGUGCAACAAGUGCCGGUGGUGCAGCAAGUGGCCGUAGUACAACAACAACCACAGGCGCUGGCCUUAGGUGGUGGCUUGCUGGGCGGUGGUGCAGCUGGCUUCGGCGGUGGUUUCGGCAGCUAUCGCGAGACCUAUCGCGUUAGAGGACGUGCCUUCGGCGGCGGUGGCUUCAAAGGUGGCCUUGGACAUGGCGGCUUUGGCGCCGGUGGCUUCGGCGGCGGUGGCUUUCGCGCACGCUACGACAAAAAGGUCGUGGGUGGAUUUGGUGGUGCUGGCGUGCUGGGCGGUGCAGGCGGUGGCGCACUGUUUGGAUAA
This is a messenger RNA of Drosophila mojavensis, 423 nucleotides long. Its product is annotated as keratin, type II cytoskeletal 1. Lineage: Eukaryota; Metazoa; Arthropoda; Insecta; Diptera; Drosophilidae. The transcript has a single exon. The record is from RefSeq and is a predicted model, not a curated record. Bases 1 to 423 code for a protein of 140 amino acids.